CGUGAUCGCUCGGUGCGGCCGAGGACGGCGAGGAGGUAAACAUUGUACAGUACGAUUGGCCGGCCCCGUGGCGGCGCGUCUUUCGCUUUUUCGUCUUGGCUUCGUAUUUUACGUGAAGAAGAGGAGCGAUUCCCUUUCUUUCCGAGUUUUGCGCGAUCUCAUCUCGAGUGCAAGUUCCUCGGUUUUCGGCUUCGCGGAUCCCUCGCCGACUGGCUGGAUCAAAAUCGGGAUUCUGCGAGUCUACUCGUUGUUGGCGCUGUCGCAGACUCUUCCGGAUGUCGCCGAAACGAAGGACGAUGACGACCAGCGCCCAGAUUUUGGAUUACACUAGGGUGUAACGUGGCGGUGUAGUCUGCCGUCCUCGAUGUUGGGCUAUUAUCAGACGGAGUCCGUGCCGCCGAAUCCAGCGAUGUCGAUGUCGGCGCCGGGUAGCGGGAUGGCUGCGGCCGGCUUAGAGACGAUGAGCUCGGUGAAGAGCUUGGUGUGCAGCCCAGAUCUCACAAUAUUCGCGGCUACGCCAGGAUGCAGCGGGGUCGAAGGCGUGGGUCCGGCCAGUCCAACGACGGCGGAGGUCGGGAAAUACCAGUGUCUACUCUGUCAGAAGAGCUUCGCGCAGAAGAGCGUGUAUCAAAGUCACCUAAGGUUGCACGGCAAGGACGGCGAGGACCCGUAUCGCUGCAACAUCUGCAACAAGACGUUCGCGGUGCCGGCGCGACUGACGCGUCACUAUCGCACUCACACUGGUGAGAAACCGUACCAGUGCGAGUACUGCAAUAAGUCGUUCUCGGUGAAGGAAAACCUCAGCGUGCACCGGCGCAUCCACACGAAGGAACGGCCGUACAAGUGCGAUGUGUGCGGACGCGCGUUCGAGCACAGCGGCAAGCUGCACCGUCACAUGCGCAUCCACACCGGUGAACGGCCACACAAGUGCACCGUAUGCGCCAAGACGUUCAUACAGAGCGGCCAGCUGGUGAUACACAUGCGCACGCACACCGGCGAGAAGCCGUACGUGUGCAAGUCAUGCAAGAAGGGCUUCACCUGUUCCAAACAAUUGAAGGUACAUACGCGCACCCACACUGGCGAGAAGCCCUACACCUGUGACAUCUGUCGCAAGGCGUUCGGCUACAACCACGUGCUCAAGCUGCACCAGGUGUCGCACUACGGCGAGAAGGUGUACAAGUGCACGAUCUGCAACGAGACCUUCGGCUCCAAGAAAACGAUGGAGCUGCAUAUCAAGAAGCACCCGGAGUCACCGGCAUCCGUUACCUCCACUGUCAUCGACAGCGGCAUCUCCUCGCCUGCGGCGAUCGGUUCGCCGAUCGAACCGGAUGUCGAAAUUUCUCAGGGUAUCGGCGGCAGCGGCAGUGGUAGCGGCAGCGGAAGCAGCGGUAGCGGCGGCAAUCUUGGUCCGGUCGCGAUCCUGGCAAGUCCAAAUUUACCGGGCAUCGCUGUCGACAACAAGGAGAACCUGAAGACUGAAGAACCCUAUCCGGAUUCGACAUCGAACGCUUACGUCGUUCAACGCGACCUUGCGUACUAUCUCUAUUCCGGCAACAAGGAGCAGCAGUAUUCCCAGCCAUUAAUGACACCGUCGAACACAGCGGAACCCGUCCUCGCUGACAUCGACGAGAAGCGCUUCCAAGCGAGCGUGGUGGUGAGCGCGCCGCUGGAACCAGUGGCCCAUCAUGUAUUUUUCUAUCCUGAGCCAGCGUACGGCAGCUUCAGUUUGACCACCAGCAGCGACGUCGAUCUCGAUGCCACCGACUGUUCGUCUCUUCUAAAUCUGCCGGGUAAUGACGCGCGUCGAAGAGUCGAGGCCGCCCUAGAGGCGGUCGAGGAAGAACGUCAGAGGCAAGAAUACAGCGCCGGGAUUGUCAAAGUUGAUCGGGAUCCAUUGCUCACGCCACCGUGCAGCAAUCCCGAGAGCCCGGCGUCGUCGCCUGAUCUGGCCCUGGAUCUAGCGAUACCACCGCGGGAGACGCUGAUCUUGCCGCCCAGGAAACGCAGCAAGAUGAUUCUUCAGUCUAUGGAGAGCGAAUACAGAAGAAGCGGCGGUGGUAGUGGCGGCCUAAUUGCGACCUCACAAAGACAAAAUUCUGUCAUACAGUUUGCGCGAGCUUCAUAGUGAACGUGCCGAAACCGCCAGCAAAGCUUCGCGAAGAUCGCGAACUUUAGAAACUGGAAGAAAGGAUCCCCCGGAAGGUAUCCCACUUUGGUAAUACCGAGAUCCAGAGCUGAAAAGAAUCGAUUUGUUCCUUUGGCUAGUGUAGGGCGAAUUUAAGAGGAAGGAGAACUUAAAGUCAUCGCGAGUUUUGCUGGUUUUCCAACGUUAAAUGAUAAUCGCAAAGUGUGUAACGAGCAACGGACUUUUAACUCGUCAACCGCGAUGCGAAACUGCGUUCGACAAGCACGGCGGCGCGGGCGUUUCGUUUUCGAAAUCGGACGGAAGAGGAGAUGCUCACGUGCCUCUUGGAUAAAUCCUGAACGUAACCAGUAAAUUGUAGCUCGUUGGCCUUGCUUAACUUUCCAUUCGCAAUCAGCAUGAUCUGAGAAAAAGCCGAUCGCGCCAAGUUAGCUCGGCGAUCGAAGCCGCGUUUGUUACUUAAUGACAUUUAAUAACGGUUAAUGCAAUCCAUCCACGGAUUGCGUGUAUUUUCCUAACGGCUCACGGGCAACAACACUCGCAACUUUUCGAUCUUGUUCGAUAGCCUCUUAGUCUUUUGAGGCUUUAACGUUACAUAUGUAUGUUAGAUGCGUGAGAGAUGUAAAGAGAGACUGGAUAUAUUCCUCGAUCGCGAAAAGAUCGCAUAGAUCGUGAGCGUGCAUCAUGAGGUAGUCGCGCGUACGCAAUUACUAUAGCUAUUAAAAAAACGUAAUCUCGUUAAACCAAAUUUUUUGGAUAAAAAUGUAAAUAAUGUUUGGAAAGAAAGGAAAGCUUAUAUUAAAAACGGAGAAUUUUUUUUAUGGAAAAAUCUGUAUGUUAAUUUUAGAACGUUAUACACGAAUACACAUACGUAUUUCACUUCUUUAAAAGUUUUCUUGAAAAUUUUAUGUUGCGUUUAAUUUAAAUAUGCUAUUAAAAAUAUAUUAUUUAUAUUUUUUAUUUAUUUUAUGUACAUGUUGUCUAUAUUUCAAGUAUAUGGUAGAUUUAUGAUGCGAGGGGUUACGUCUUUUUAACAUUGUGCGAUUCGUAAUAGAGCGGCCACAGUAGAGUACUACAAGCAUCUGAUGCACAAUUUUUAGUAUUCCUGAAAGAGAGAAUGUGCCUGUGGUAAAAAGGUGGUUUGUUCAAGUAUAAGAGAAAUAUGUUAGAUAUAUUUGUGGUAUUUGGCUACUGUAAAUUUACAUUGUAGGGCAGCUAUUGCCAGCAAUAUUUAGCGGUCAGUAAUCAACGUACAAAAUGAUUAAAGCUAUAUUUAAAUGGCCGGCCAACUUUGUGAGAUGAUUAUCGCUAGCCAUACAACUGCCGAAUAUAUCGUGGUCAACUAAUCGAUCAUCAUUAACGCAAUUAUCGAUUAAUGCAAUAUGAUAUGGAAGAAAGUGUUGACCGUUCAGUGUAUGAAGGUUCAUUUGUUGAGUAGAGCGAGGCAAGGAAUUGUAACUCGGACGUUUGCACGUAUUACCUCAUCGCUGCACGCGAGCGAUGUCUCUUUUUUUUUUUUUUUUUUUUUUUUUAAUAAUUUAUACGCCCGCUUUUGGGUAUAACUUUCGACGUCGUGUAUUUGUCAUGUGUAGUUGUCUAACUCAUGCCGAUCGACUCGCCCUUCGCUGUGUCGGAUGCACGCUCGAAGGCCGAACAUCUAAUCUCUUGCCAGCCUUAACAAGACUGACGUCAGUUUAGCCUCGUUAGUGUCACGAUUCGAUUUAACGAGGAGUUGCCGGUGUCAAUAUCAUCGUCACUGUUUGAAUAUUUGCCAAUUGUGUAAAAGAUGACAAAUUUAAAACAGAUCAUGUAUUUUUUAGCGCAUAAGUAUAUUAUUCUCGGCAGUUUGCUAUAAUUUUAUAAAAGUAACACACGCGAUAGACGUGCCUAUGUGCCUGUCUUAAUUUGAAAUCCCAAAGUAAGAAAAAAAAUUUAACUUAUUAAGGAUUUCAAACAUUUAACAACUUUUAUAAUAACUCUCCUCAAGUUCAGAAAAUUAAGAAUUUUAUUUUUUAAAUCAUAACUUUUAUCAAAAACUAAUUUGUGCUACACUUGGAAUAAAUAUGUUCCAUCUGACAUCAUAUUGUAUUUAAUGUAACAGAAUAUUAUUUGCUCGACGACUAUGCCACUGGAAUCUCUCGUAUCAAACGAUUAGAUCGGACGGGCGAAUUUUUAUUCGUCGACAAUUUGUCAGAAAAUUUAGAUAAAUUUUCAAAGAUUCCGGGGCGAGUUUUGCCAAAGUCGAUUAAUUGUCAACCACAGGUCCAAUUUACGCCUUUGCCACCUUCCAGUCUAAUACUAGAGAAAGAUAGAGAAGCUCAAUAUUAAACACACUAAAGUCAGAUUGAUCAACUUUGGCGAAAUCGACCGUGUGGAUCUUUGGAAAAUCUAUGAAUUUUGCUCCCACAAUCAUACGCUUUCGAUUAUAUUAUAUAUAUUUAUACGUAGGUAUAAUACAGAUAAUAAGAUACAGCUUGCAUAUAAAAGAUACGGAACAAGACCGACAAACUGAAUUGACGACGGAAGAGGCAAGGAAGGAAAACGGACCUUAAUGGUAUCGUCGCAGUUGUUUAUCGCUUUUGUGAGAAUUCGAAAUCGGUCGUUAUUUAGUGCGUGGAAAUUAGUGCGUAAUAUAUAUUAAUCGGCAUAGAGCCAGAACGAUAUAUCGCUGCGGAAUUGUAAGAAAGAAAGAAAGAGGAUUGACAGCGCAAGUAAGGAUGGUGGAGAUGGAGGAGGAUGGAGAUUGGGGAAGGGGGAAGGGGGAGAAAAGUGCACCAAACAAUUUAAUAUCUCUGUGAUAAGAACUCCAUAGUACCAGAGUAUUAAUUAAGCGGAGCCGAGCCCACUGCCAGAGUACAAGCGUAUAUGUGCACAUGCAUGCUAGUGUGAUGCGAAACUACAAUGACACACCGUAUAACGGUAACGAUAUACUAUCGCGACGGAACUCAGUUUGAUACAGGAAGAUUUUCAACUUACGUAAACUCUUUGUCGAUUUUUGAAACUUUAAAGUAAUCUCACGGAAAUUCUAAAUCGCAUAGAUAAAUUACAAAUCCUAAAGUUAUAAAUCCAAAAUUUUAAACAAAUUCUACAUUCUGGUCGACGUAUUUUACAUUUUAUGAUUUUGAGUUUUUUAGAUCCCAUCUAUAGAUUUUUGUUUCUUCAAAACGUAUUUGUUAUCCAACAAUCGAAUCUUUUGUCAAAUAUUUUUGGAUACUCUAAUACAUCAUAUUUAAAUUAGCCUGGCAAACCGAGCUCUGCCGCAAACAAUGCUGAUAGUAAUAAAAUACACGCCCGCUCGCGACGCCUGGCUACCGUAACAUGCGUGUACAUAUAUGCGUUCAUCCAAGUUCACAUAACAAUAACGAGUAGUGUAACUUGUAUCGUGUAUUCGCACAUAUAAUAUUCGCAAUCGUCACGAGAGCACACCGCGCAGCCCACUCUCUACUUACUUUCGAUACCCUUUUAGCGUUGAAAAUAGUGCAAUCGUAAUUUUAAGCUCGACCGGUCACGGACCGCAUCUUACCAAUGUAUAAACUCUUCCAUGAUGGACUUUUUAUAGAAACUAUGUUUUCAAGUAAUGUAAUUUAUUACGAGAUAUGUCAUAACAAAAAAUUCUGAAGCUGGGAUUCGGAAGCUACGAAGGAGGGGGGUUGUUAAAAUUCACUCACGUUUGGAUUAACUCUAAAAAUUUCGAAAUUUUAAUUUUAGAGGGACUUUAAUUGCUCCCUGACGACAAUUGUAAUUGUAUGACGAAUGUAAGCCGCGCGGUGUAACGCGAAUUGAGAGUGUUAAUUAUUAUAAGUAUUACAUAUUAAUGACGAGAGGAAAAGUAGCAUAACAACGUCACUAUAACUAGCAUAGAAUGCCUAUUAUUAUUAUUAUUUCACGGUACUAUUACGAUUAUUAUUAUUAUUAUUUUUAUUAUUAUUGUCAUUGUCAUUAUGAAUAUUAUAAUUUUAUUAAUAUCAAUUUAUUAUUUAUAAUUACUAUUGUGAAACCGCGUACAUGCUAGUAAGAUGAGAACUAUUUUGUCUCAACUGGCGUGUGGAACUGAUUACAUAUAAAAGUAUCAUUUUUAUAAAAGAAAAACGGAACACCAUUUCACCGCGCCUUUUCCAUUUCAUUACGUAUGUUAGAAUCAUUAUCUGAGAAUUUUUUCUCGCGAAAUCGAAUGAGAGCAACCUAUUUCGAAGUACAAGCGGAGGCCCAUUCUUAAUUUAGCAUUUUAGAGCGUUGUGAAAGUUGUAUAAAAAUUUAUUAUUGUUUUUUGUAUUUAUAAAAUUUAAUAUAAAUGAAUAAAAAAAACUGUGAGUUUCCAAAUGUGUGGUAUGUUCG
Temnothorax curvispinosus is the source of this 6478-nucleotide messenger RNA. It is a transcript of the gene Kr-h1, whose product is annotated as zinc finger protein 316. The transcript is spliced from 2 exons. The record is from RefSeq and is a predicted model, not a curated record. Lineage: Eukaryota; Metazoa; Arthropoda; Insecta; Hymenoptera; Formicidae. Gene Ontology annotation, biological process: regulation of transcription by RNA polymerase II. Gene Ontology annotation, molecular function: DNA-binding transcription factor activity, RNA polymerase II-specific; RNA polymerase II cis-regulatory region sequence-specific DNA binding. Bases 365 to 2125 code for a protein of 586 amino acids.